UCCACGACUAGACCAGCUCAGCAACACUCCACACCCCAGUAUGAGGUCUGGUGGAGGGGGUGGUGGGGUGAUGGAUGUGGGCCAAAAAGAAGAAAAUGAGAAGACGCGGCACUAUGCUGAGCUCGCAAAGCCAGGUGGUGGUGGUGGUGGCGGCCUCCACGCCACUAACGUCACCGUAUACCGGACCGGUGGCAGUGACCACCCUCAGCCCCUGCAGCCACAGCCCCUAUGCACUGCCCUCUAUGACUUCAACACCAGAGACUUGGACCCACAGGACUGCAAAGACUGCUUGACCUUCUGCAAGGGAGAUGUGAUAACAGUCCUGAAGCGAGUGGACGACAAGUGGAUCGAGGGGAUGUUAGGGGAUAAAGUGGGAAUAUUUCCCCUGCAAUUCGCAGAGCUGAACCCCGUGGCACGUCAGCUCCUGGACAGUCGGCGGAAAGAGGGCAUCGAAUCCACGACGACGACGCAGACGGAAUCAUCAUCAUUAUCAUCACGGCCCACCUUCGCCAGGAGGAGCAGUGGGCGCGAGCACAAACGUGGCAGCGUGAACGUAAACUCGACGAACGCGAGCACAAACGUCAAUGCGCACCUCGCAGCGCUCCGGCGUCACGCCUCCUUCUCGGCCGCGCACAGGACCACCUCUUCCAGCAGGCCCACCACCACCAGCACCACACACGUCAACCUCCUCAACAGCCUCAACAAGCCCCCAGCGGCAGUGCCUGUUCCUGGGCUAGCCUACGCACCACAGCCCCUGGUCCUGGUUUCGGCCCAGGCCCCGAAAGCGGCCCCUGCCGCCGCCCCCCUGGUUCCUGUUUCUGUCUCCAGUAGGCCUGUCCGGGCCCUCCAGGGCUCCUUCAAGCACCACCGAUCCAGCAGCUUACGCAGAAGCCUGCAUCAGACUGACAGGAAGAUGAACGGAGGAGAGUCCCAGUCGAGCACCAUCACCAUGGCGCUGAUUGACCCCCAGGAGCACGUAGACAAGACACACAACACUCAGCAGCUCUCCAUCAGCGUGUGUGCGGCGCUGUACUCGUAUAAGCCCCAGCACUCUGAGGAGUUGGAGCUGCGUAAGGGGGAGAUGGUGGGCGUCUAUGGCAAGUUCAAGGAGGGCUGGCUACGAGGCCUCUCGCUGCGCACGGGCAAAGUGGGCAUCCUCCCCAGCAACUACGUCACCCCUGUCCUCAGAACCUCUGCCAGGUUUGUUGAGUCCAAGACCAUCAAUCCCUCGUCCCUCACCAACAGCAGUAGCAGCAGCAGCAACGGGGCAGUGGGCACCGGCACUGGGAGGAGGCACGGGCAUGGGCACAGCACCCACACCCACACCCAGAAGCCUAGCGUGGGCAACUCUACCACCACCAUCAUGGAGCACCAGCAGCAGCACCAGCAGCACCACCAGCAGCAGGUCACUCUCACCGAUCCCAAUGGGGUGACCACGACCAUGGGCAUGGGACACGGGCUGCCCCAGCCAAUCACUCAGGUGUCCAUGGCGGGCCAGCAUACGGUGACGUCUCACAGCGGCAUGAGGAGCGGAGGGGGACACUCUGGGGCCAAGCACGGCUGGGACAUCGUCAGGCGCGCCUUUCAUUCCACACACAGAGGCCUAGUUCAGCGUGCCAGCCAUCGUUCCCACUCCCACUCCCACUCCCACCUGACUCCCAGCCUCCAGCCGCGCUCGUCUGGGCCGGACCUGGGCCAAAUCUACACGUACGGCCGCUCGCCCGUGCUGCCCAGGAAGAGGAACGGCCUCUUCUCCAACCACCACGGCGGCGCCAGGCAGCAGUGCUGGACCACCGAGACUCUGCCGCCACCUAGUGGUGGCUACCAGGCAUUUCACAGAGACCUUUUACCCCCAUCGUUACCGUUAUCAUCAGGGAACAACAACAACCACACGUCGUCAUCAUCAGGUCCCCUGCACUCCAUCCUAGUGAAGCCUGAGUCAAAGCACAACAUGGACAAGCCUGCGAAAAGCGUGCGGUUCCUCACCGAAGACCCGGCCCCCCCACCGCAGCUGUCCUCCUGGACCUCCUCCCUGCCCUCGUUUGGCCGCCAGCCUCAGUACUCCAGUGGCCCCCAAUCCAACACCACCACCACCACCACCACCACCACCCCCAUCAUGGAGCUGUGGAACCCCUCGGCCAUCCUGGGCCGCGACGGCAACAGCUCUGUGCUGAGAGACUUCAAGUCCAGCAGUAAUAACAACACCAUCCCGCUGAGGAAGGACACUGGGUUCGGCCACGCCUACGGAGACGGCUCCCCUUUCACACUCAAGUCCAGCGGGAGCCAGUCCAGUCCCAGCAGGCACCGGGUAGCCAUUGGCUAUUCCGCCAAGACUGACGCAGAGAUGAGCCUAUCAGAGGGGGACAUCGUUCUGGUCCAGAGGCCUCGGCAGGACGGACGCAUCCUGGUGACUCAAGAGAGCACAGGAAGAACUGGCCUCUUCCAGGGGACAGUGCUGGGCUGCCUGGACAAAAUAAUGUGACAUCAUCUGUCACUGUGCUAUACAUCAUUUAUACACACACAUACAAGACUCUAAAUUAAAACCAGCCAACUGGCGGCCCAAUGCUGGAGAAAUUUCAGUUUGGCCGGUAGAAAAUACCAACUUACUAGCCACUUGGACCCAUUAGUGAGCCUGUGUUUGGCUAAGAUUAACUUCUACAAGCCAUUUUGGCUAAUGACGAAAAAAGUUAAUUUAGGGCCCUGUACUAUACUGUACUAUGCUGUAUAUUGCCAGGGUGCAAUUUGUUCGAAAAACCAGAAGGGGGAGUUUCAUUCAGGAUUCAAGCAACACCAAUCGAGUUAAAGUUUCAAAAGUGGAGAUAUCCAAACCAGAAGGCCAUACCCUCCUACCGUACAAAUGGCACCCUGCACACUGCGUUGUUUUUUUCCCUUGAGGAAAUAUGCUGUACUACUUUAUGCACCCACUGCCAAAUGUCUAGAUUAUAAGCACAUGCUCUACUGUAUCUAUCAAUGCACUUCUGAUGCAUUAAUGUACUGUACAGUUUGAUGACCUGUUCUAAGGUACCAAGAAGCAAUAGCUAUGAGUUUCAGUGCACUGAGUGAGAGGCGUUUUACACAUGUAGAGAGAGAGAGAGAGAGAGAGAGAGAGAGAGAGAGAGAGAGAGAGGGCAUCAAACAGCGGUGCAGAUCCCUGUUUUGGGGGGACGGAGAUGGGACACCCCAAUAACCCCCCCACCUCCCAGACCCUAACUUAUUCAAAUUGCAACACUUUUUUUUCUUCGUCUGAAAAAACAAAACAAUGUUUUUGUCCCUCCCAGUCUGUCUCUUCUAUUCUGAAGUUUAUAACCAUCUUGGAAUUAAAUAGUCUGGGUAAAGAUAAGCCCCUGGUCCUGGCACACCGUCCCAUGGGCAGUUUAUUAUUAUUAUUCCCAAAGAAGACACAUGUAAUGCCUAUGACAUGCCUGUGCCUUCCAGGUGGCUUUGCAAAUGAGAUGCACACAUGCAAAUGGACGAGUUUGCCAAAACAGAGAUGUCAUGCUAAGUGACAUCUGCAAAACAAAAGAAAAAUGUAUUAACAUGAAUGGAAAAACAAACCCACAUUUGUGUUCCUCUGAAACUGUGGAGUGUUCUACCUAUUUUCUGGCUCAGAGGCCUGAAGUGGCCCUUUUCCCAUUGUGAGUCCAUCUGUUAUAGACCUGCUGUGUCCUGUGUUCACAUGUUCAGUGUUCACUAAUGUGAGUUGGACUAGGCUAUUUUAGUUGUGCAUUGUGAACAUGUGAACAUGGGCCAGCUUUGGUCAUCUGUGAGUGUGUGUGCUUAUUCUUUUUUCCGAACUUUUCUUUUCUUCUUUUUUAAAGGAGGAUGUGUGCUUUUGUUUUCCAGCUGAUAAAACCUGUGCAUUUAUGUUUGUGUUCGGAAAACAGUGAGUGUGAUUAAAAAUUACAGUUUAAGCUG
Messenger RNA from Engraulis encrasicolus (European anchovy), 3915 nucleotides. RefSeq names its product SH3 domain containing ring finger 2 (gene sh3rf2). Gene Ontology annotation, biological process: positive regulation of proteasomal ubiquitin-dependent protein catabolic process; protein ubiquitination; positive regulation of JNK cascade. The record is from RefSeq and is a predicted model, not a curated record. Bases 41 to 2482 code for a protein of 813 amino acids. Lineage: Eukaryota; Metazoa; Chordata; Actinopteri; Clupeiformes; Engraulidae. The transcript is spliced from 10 exons. Gene Ontology annotation, molecular function: protein binding; ubiquitin protein ligase activity.